Messenger RNA from Actinia tenebrosa (Australian red waratah sea anemone), 993 nucleotides. RefSeq lists its product as uncharacterized. NCBI's taxonomy places the organism in Eukaryota, Metazoa, Cnidaria, Anthozoa, Actiniaria, Actiniidae. The record is from RefSeq and is a predicted model, not a curated record.
CACACUGACACCUUACAAACAUUCAACACCAUCCACACUGACACCUUACAACUAUCCAACACCAUCCACACAUCCAACACCAUCCACACAUCCAACACCAUCCACACAUCCAACACCAUCCACACAUCCAACACCAUCCACACAUCCAACACCAUCCACACUGUCACCUUACAACUAUCCAACAUCAUCCACACUGACACCUUACAACUAUCCAACAUCAUCCACACACAACUAUCCAACAUCAUCCACACUGUCACCUUACAACUAUCCAACACCAUCCACACUGUCACCUUACAAUCAUCCAACACCAUCCGCACUGUCACCUUACAAACAUUCGACACCAUCCACACUGUCACCUUACAACUAUCCAACAUCAUCCACACUGUCGCCUUACAAACAUUCAAAACCAUCCACACUGUCGCCUUACAAACAUUCAACACAAUCCACACUGUCACCUUACAAACAUUCAACACCAUCCACACUGUGACCUUAACACUAUCCAACAUCAUCCAAACUCUCACCUUACAACUGUCCAACACCAUCCACACUGUCGCCUUACAACCAUCCAACACCAUCCACACUGACACCUUACAACUAUCCAACACCAUUCACACUGUCGCCUUGCAAACAUUCAACACCAUCCACACUGUCGCCUUACAACUAUCCAACACCAUCCACACUGUCACCUUAACACUAUCCAACAUCAUCCAAACUCUCACCUUACAACUAUCCAACACCAUCCACACUGUCACCUUACAACUAUCCAACACUAUCCACGCUGUCACCUUACAACUAUCCAACACCAUCCACACUGUCACCUUACAACUAUCCAACACUAUCCACGCUGUCACCUUACAACCAUUCAACACCAUCCACACUGUCACCUUACAACUAUCCAACACUAUGAAUUACAUAAGCAUAGACUAUUUACGUUAUAUUGAUUUACCCGGGAUAAUAAAAUGUCUAAGGGAUACCAACGCGAUUAUGUUCUGA